UUACACACAUGUGCAAACAGACUCAAACAGGCGAGUAACAGACUCACAACAACACAUAUGCCAGCAGAUAGAAAACUGCAGAUCUAAAGAAGACCAAAAACUCAUUUUGAUGAUCACAAAACUUUGCUAAACUUUCUUAUGACGAUAUGACGACAAUUACUGGCGAAAAUAAUUCUGCACUUACAUAAAAAUAUUCAACUUUUUUUCAACAGUCUGGAUCUGAUUUAACAAAGGGAGACUGGUGGGUUUUUUUUUCAGAAAUUCCUGAAAACAACGUUUUUGCAUUUGUGCCCCAACUAAGAAAAAGAAACCCAAGGUUUUGUCGGAGGAGACCAGAAAGAGAAAAGAGGAGAGUGACAGAAUAAAAAGAAGGACGAGGAUAGAUAUUGGGCCAGCGUUCGCUCGCUGGCGUGAACUAAAGAAGGAGGAGGGCUUUCUGACCAAUGCUGAGUUGAUCGUCAUGCUUUUGUACUAAAAUGAAGUCAGAUUCAGUUGCAAUGGUGACACCACCAUCAAAGUCACAUAACCAGGAGACACAGGAGACAGUGUGCAUCUUUGGGACCGGUGACUUUGGUCGUUCAUUAGGGCUUCGUUUGCUCCAAUCGGGGUACAAUGUUGUGUACGGAUCCCGAGAUCCUAAAAACUCUCUGUUGCUGCCUAAGGGUUCAAAGGUCAUGUCUCAUGCAGAUGCAGCUCAUGAAGCGCAGGUGAUAUUUGUGGCUGUACAGAGGGAGCACUAUGGAUUUUUGAGCUCAAUGGCUUCUGAUCUCACGGAAAAGGUGCUGGUGGACAUCAGCAAUAAUCUCAAGAGCGGCACGUACAGAGAAUCCAACGCAGAAUACCUGAGCACGUUGGUUCCAGGGGCAACUGUGGUCAAAGCCUUCAAUACCAUUUCAGCCUGGGCACUGCAGUCUGGAGGACUGGAUGCCAACAGACAGGUGCUUGUUUGUGGAGAUCGUGCUGAUGCUAAACAACUGGUGGUGGACAUUGCCCAGGGUCUUGGUUUCACUGUCCUGGAUAAAGGUUCUCUAAGAGCAGCUGCUGAGCUGGAAGAUCUGCCUUUGCAACUCUUCCCACUCUGGAGACUUCCUCUCUGGAUCGCCAUGGGUCUAACCGCUUUGAUUUUUUUCUACGCACUCACAAGAAUUGUCAUCUACGAGCGCGUCACCAACGGCAAAGACAUCGCCUUUCGUAUUAUGAUCUCGUUAGCCAAUAAGGCCUUUCCGACUGUCGCCUUGGUGAUGCUGGCCCUGUGUUACCUGCCAGGCGCCUUGGCUGGAUUCCUGCAGCUUUAUAACGGCACAAAGUACCGGCGCUUCCCUGAUUGGCUGGAUCGAUGGAUGCUGUGCAGGAAGCAACUGGGACUCAUAGCUCUGGCCUUUGCUUUUCUGCAUGUUAUCUACACCUUAGUUAUUCCCAUCAGAUAUUAUGUACGCUACAGGAUAAAUGUCUACACUAUAUCACUGAUUAAAAAUAAUGUAUCCUAUGAUUUUGAUAACACGGCAGCCUGGCGUCAUGAUUCCUACUAUUCCAUGGGAAUUCUUGGAUUUGGGCUAUUUGUCCUGUUAGGAAUUACAUCCCUUCCAUCUGUGAGCAACUCCCUAAACUGGAGGGAGUUCAGAUUUGUACAGUCUAAACUAGGCUACAUUACCCUGCUUCUCUGCACCCUCCACACAUUUCUGUACGGCUGGGACAAAUUUCUAAAACCUUCAUCAUACAAGUGGGGGAUGCCCCCUGUGUACAUGCUGUCUCUGGUGGUCCCCUGCGUGGUUCUGAUACUAAAACUGAUCCUGAUCACUCCGUGCAUGGAUCACAAAGUCACUCGCAUACGACAAGGGUGGGAACGACAGAACAAGACUUUAGCAAAGACCAGCCAACCGCUAAUGGCCUAGUGGCGGUUGAAAAAUAGUAAGGUUUAGUUUGAGUGUCGCCUGUUGCAUUAAAACAGGUAGCAAUUCAUCUUUUCCACAAUCAGAGCUGGAGAGGGCUUGGCUUCUCAAUGCUCUUAAGCUUGCUGCAGACAUUUUCAAUUACAGUUAACAGUCUCUUUGGAGCUGCACUGAUUAUUAUCUCACAUUAAUCCAUAUAGCCGACAAAAAAAAAAAAGAGUUUAUUCUUGAGCUAUGUUAAGUAACUUGCAAAUGCAUAAAUAUUUUAUAACCGUAGAUUCUUAUCAUAUUACAUCUCAUAAUAACCCAUAUCAUCUCUGUUCAUGUUAGAAAUGUUCUCUCCUCUUUAAAGAACACAAAGUUAUCCGACGUGGGGAUUUCUUUAGCCCACAUUUAUUAGAGCACACUUCUUUGUACCGUGUAAAGCUCUUUAACUUGUCUUUUAUUACCUGUUCCUCUGAGCUAUUUCCUCUCAAGAGCCUCCCAGUGGGCUUUUCCCUUUAGAUAUUAUCGAUCCGAAACUGAGCAGCAACUUCCUUCUUGAUCUGUUUCUGGCUUUCCUGUCUGCAGGAAAGCUCAUCGUUCUCUCUCUUGUGAAGUAUAAAGGACCUGUCAAUCACGUCUGGAUUCAGGUGCCUUGACUGGUGGAUGGGUCUUUCUGUAUAGUGCUUUUAUGAAGAAUUGCCACCUGCCGAACAGAAAUAGCGUGGCACAUUAUGUGCUGGAUGUUACUGAAAGCAAUGCUGAAGAAAACUAAUAACUUCACUUAUUCCCAACACAAAGCAUUGAGCGAGUUUAAAAUAUUGGAUACGAUUGUGAUGUUAUUUUUGUAUUACUUGACAUUAAAUAUGAAGCAUCAGAUGCAAUAAAGACUUUUCAUAUCAUUCUGACAUUUAUAUUUGCUUUUAGAUUUGACCAUAAUAAUUCAUACGGAUGGAUGUUUGGAAGGGCACAGCAACCACUGGCAGUGCACUUUAUUGGUUUAUUGUGUAUAUAAAGCAACGGUCUUAUUGUGUACACAUAUAUUUGUGCAUUAAAGCGUUGUGAAAUAUUUA
Molecule: messenger RNA, 2944 nt
Organism: Paramisgurnus dabryanus
Lineage: Eukaryota; Metazoa; Chordata; Actinopteri; Cypriniformes; Cobitidae
Gene: steap4
Product: STEAP family member 4
Biological process (GO): copper ion import
Cellular component (GO): endosome; plasma membrane
Molecular function (GO): cupric reductase (NADH) activity; ferric-chelate reductase (NADPH) activity
Source: RefSeq, a predicted model, not a curated record